This is a messenger RNA of Stegastes partitus (bicolor damselfish), 4028 nucleotides long. It is a transcript of the gene suox, whose product is annotated as sulfite oxidase. Gene Ontology annotation, molecular function: sulfite oxidase activity; heme binding; molybdopterin cofactor binding. The transcript is spliced from 4 exons. Lineage: Eukaryota; Metazoa; Chordata; Actinopteri; Pomacentridae. The record is from RefSeq and is a predicted model, not a curated record. Gene Ontology annotation, cellular component: mitochondrion. Gene Ontology annotation, biological process: sulfur compound metabolic process. The coding region runs from base 34 to 1821 and encodes 595 amino acids.
GGGUAUUUGUGUAGUAUUUUAAAUCUAAAGAAGAUGUUUUGUCUGUUCUUUCUUUUUUUUCUCAACUUGAUUUCUUUCCAGAACAUCAAUGCGAUGCUGCUUUUCAGACGCUGCCACAGCCUAACUCGACUUGGCCCUCUCAACACUCAAAGGCAUCAGGUGGCACCUGCUGUGGUAUCGUGUGCAGUUCGUCUCUGCAGCAGCAGCAGCAGCAGCGAGGACCACAGAUCGCACCAGCAUGUCCACAGCGUCAGCUGGAAACAUGGCUUGGCAGGGCUGCUGGCUGGUACAGGGGCUGUCCUGGCUUAUGGCCUGCACCAUCACAAGGCUGAGCGGGCAGACAUUGGAGUGCAGACUAUAGAGAAGAGCUCCUCUCUUCCCGUCUUCAGCCAAGAGGAAGUUACAAAACACCGUUCCCUGGAAAAUGGCAUCUGGGUCACUUACAAAGGCGGCGUCUACGACAUCACUGAGUUUGUGGCCAUGCACCCUGGAGGAGAUAAAAUCUUGUUGGCAGCAGGUGGUGCCCUUGAACCAUUUUGGGCGCUGUAUGCUGUACACAACCAGGAACAUGUCCUGGAAAUCCUCUCGGAAUAUAAGGUUGGUGAGCUGAGCCUAGAGGACCUAAAGAAGCAGCAGGCUGUUAAAUCAUCUGACCCCUACUCCUCUGACCCAGAACGUCACCCUGUCCUGCACAUCAACAACCUGAAGCCCUUCAAUGCUGAGCCGCCUCCUGAAAUCCUCUCUGACAGCUACAUCACGCCCUCCGCCUUCUUCUUCAAAAGAAACCACCUGCCCGUUCCUCAGGUGGACCCGGCCUCAUAUCAGCUGCAUGUGGAGGGUCUGCCUGGAGGAACUCUGACGCUGUCUUUAGAAGACUUGAAGACACGAUUCCCCAAGCACACCAUCACUGCUACACUGCAGUGUGCAGGUAACCGCCGUAGUGAAAUGAAUAAGGUGAAGCAGGUGAAAGGACUGAACUGGGGCAUAGCUGCCAUCAGUAACGCCACAUGGAGCGGCGCUCUGCUCAGGGAUGUGCUGCUGGCCGCUGGUUACAAGCCAGAUGUGGCCCAGUGGGCACGCCAUGUUCAGUUUGAAGGACUGGAUACAGAUGUGACGGGGACUACGUACGGUGCUUCAAUCCCUCUAAACAAGGCAGUCAGCGAGGAAGGUGAUGUGCUUCUGGCAUACCAAAUGAACGGCGAGGAUAUUCCCCCCGACCACGGCUUCCCCGUCCGGGUGGUGGUACCAGGCACCGUGGGCGCACGCAAUGUGAAGUGGCUGGGUAAGAUCGUAGUGAGUGCAGACGAGAGCAGCAGCCACUGGCAGCAGAACGACUACAAAGGUUUCUCUCCCGGGACGGACUGGGACACAGUGGACUUCAAAUCCGCUCCAGCCAUCCAGGAGCUGCCUAUCCAGUCUGCUAUCACCACGCCGGCAGACAGCGCCGAGAUCGAUCGCAGCGAGGAAACACUGACGGUGAAGGGCUACGCGUGGAGCGGCGGCGGCAGAGAGGUGGUACGUGUAGAUGUCUCUCUGGACGGAGGAAAGACGUGGCAGGUGGCCCAGCUGAGGAGCGGUGACAAGGGACAAGCCCCCGAACCGUCACCUCCGACGGGACGAGCCUGGGCCUGGAAGCUGUGGGAGAUAACGGCCCCUCUUCCUCCCGAUGCUCGAGAGCUGGAGAUCGUUUGCAAAGCAGUUGACAACAGUUACAACAUGCAGCCGGACACGGUUCCUCCAAUCUGGAAUCUGAGAGGCGUGCUGAGCAACGCCUGGCACAGAGUGACGGUGAAGAUCAGAGAGGAUGAGAGUGAGGAAUAGACUCAGUGGCUGAAUCCACUUUUAGAAUUCAAAGAGGUUUUACAUCUAACAGAGUCAUCACAGAGUGGACUAUAUUUUAAGUGUGUUUCUUGGACUCAGCAGAAAAAAAAAACACAGGAAAAAGGAAAUGAAACAGUUUUAUAAACAGAUAUUUUGAAGUAUUUUUGUCACUCAGCCUUUAAAGUAUUUAUACAAUCAUGUUGCCUGUGAGAUUUGAAAGAUUCGCAGCAGUUCAUCCUUAGGAGGAAGCUAAAAAGGCUGCAAAUGACAACAACCAAAACAUUUCUGUUAUAUUUAGUAAUGCGUUAUGCUCAGUCUUAACUGAAAAUGUGGUUCAGUUGUGUCAUUGUGAAGUCUUUAUGGAAAACAUUUAUUUUUGUAAUCAGUGAGUAUGUUGAAAAGGGUUGAAUUAAUUUUAUGAUUAACAUGGGACAUAAUUUAUAACACUGAUUUUAUAUAAUUAUUUUAAAUCUAAUAGGAAUGUAGAGGAGAGGUACGUUUAACAUAGAGUUAUUGUUUUAAAUCAAGAGAGCGUUCACUGUACUGAACACAACAGCUGGCUGCUGGAGCGUAGGAUCAAGCUGGAAUAUUUAAAACAUAGGAGUGUUGCUUCAUCUGCUGCUUUAUUUUUGCUCAUCAAUAACCUCUGCAGGUGAGAUGCUAAUAAUAUGGCUUUUUAAUGAAGAAUUUCAAGUAAUUUAAAGGAGAUUUAGCAGCAGUAACUGUCAGUAGAUCUGCCCUUCACUGUUUCAGCGGCGAUAUGAAGUGAAGAUCUAACUGAAGUCCAGCUGUGUUUAUGCUGCAACACUACAGCACAUUGCACAAGUCUGAGCUCUGCUUGACCACAGUUCUGACCUGUUCUGUCUCCGUGCUCUGGCAUUUAGUGUAAGGAGAGGCCAGAACGAAGCAGGCAUAUAGAGAAAAGUGGCAGGAGCUAACUUGAUUUAUCUGUAAGACCAGAAAAACAACAGCAGCACAAGUUUGAACCUAAUUAUUCACCUUUUUAAUUUUUUUUGUUUGUUUGUUUGUUUUAAAAACCGGAGUAACUGCAGAGCUUUUCCAAAAAGGAGCCUGCUUUCAUGGUCAAAGAAAUAUGCAGUCAGACCACUGUUAAAUUAUUCAAGUCAUAUUGGCGAUUCCUGUCAUGUCAGCAACACCUAUGAUAUGCACAUGGAUUACACUACAUAUUCUGAAUGUGUGGUUACUGUAAAAUUUCCGUUAGUGUUGAUGAUGAAUAAAGACCUCUAAUUUUACACUCACUUACUUCUGCUGAUUCAGUUGCUUCUUAGUGCUAAAACUGUUCCGUGUCAUGCAGCACGUCUUAGAUUAGCUCUUGUUUUGUCAUCAGAUAACUGGAGUCCAGACUGGCAAACAAAUGUAAUCAGAUUGUUUCUCUUAAAGAUUUAUUUUAAAGGACAGACUAAAAUAUUACUUAUAAACAUACUCUAAGUUUAUUAUUGUCAAAAUCAUACCCAGCUUUUUUGCAUUAAUUAGAACAACAAAAGAAUAUAAUAGAAAUAAUAUUGUUUUACUUGCAUAUAUGCACAACACAGCUACAUAUCACAAUGUGUGUAUCAUUUUUAUUUUCCCACUUUUGCACCUUUGAAACAAGAAAACUUCAGAAUUUUCACAACUUCUCAUCUUAAGCAAUGUGGGGUUUUUUUAAACUUGGUUCUCUUAAGAACAUUGAAAAGCCAAAUUAGGUCAUUUAAAAGUUUACACUCACAUGUAUCUGUUUCAUGUUUUUUAAGCAGCUUAACAUAAAAAAUGAAAACAUUUGGGACUUUUUGACUAAAAUAUGCAGAAAUCAAGUUUCACCUGCAAAGAUAUGCUCUGUCCUACUCUUUCCAAGAAUUUGUAGUGACAUGUUGUAUCCUGCAUGUUGUUUUCUUGGCUUUGGCAAGCUUCUUCAACUUGUAAAACUGUAUUAAGCUAUUACCUGAAGUCUGGCUGUAAUACUAAUACAUUCAGGUUUCCAAGUAUCUUGUUUUGUGAGUUUCGUUCGUGACUCCCGAAUGUGGUCACAGCGGAAACAGGAUAUGAAAGGACUGCAAGAGCCUGCUGGAGAAUGCUGGGUGAAGAGGAAGAAGGGAAGAAAGUUUAUUGUAACAGAUGUUAUGGCAAGAUAAAACUAAUAAGAUACCCAGUAAACUAUAAAACAAACUUUAUAUCCAUGUAAAAGAUAAUAAACCUUGAUUGAACCCACA